AUGCCGUCAAAUCAAGCGAGCAGAGAGCUGGAGGAGAUCUUCAAGGAGCUCGGCAUCUCGCAGUAUCUCAGCGCCUUUGUUGAGCAUGGCUUCGACACUUGGGAUACCAUCCUCGAUAUUCAAGAGUCUGAUCUCGAUGCUUUGGGAGUCAAGCUCGGUCACAGGCGGAAACUUCAAAGACGAAUAGCCAACGCCAGGGGAAUCGACCCCAGUAUCUCAUUAUCGUCGGUACAGGCUGCCUUCGACGAUGAAAAGCAUGACGGGUCUCAUAGGAAAAGAGAAGCCCCCUGCCACACUGGCAGUGGCGGAAACAGCACCGCCAAACGCAAAUACCGCCGACACCCCAAGCCCGACGAAAACGCACCCCCACGCCCCAUGAGCGCCUAUGUGCUCUUUUCAAACAAGCUCAGGGAGGACUUGAAGAAAGAUCCCUCUCUCUCUUUCGUAGCAAUAGCCAAGCUCGUAGGGGGCAAUUGGCAAAACCUCCCGUUGCAAGAGAGAGAGUAUUAUGAAGCACAGGCGAGAGCGGAUAAGGAGCGCUACUACCGAGAGAUGGCGCUCUACAAGCAGACUCCGCAAUAUCACGAGUACAUGAAGUAUCUCCAAGACUUCAACGAGAAGCAAGCCAAACUCAAGCGAGACCAAGAGACUGCGAAACGAACAGCCAUGCGCGGCUCGACCUCCACAGCGAGUGGUAGCGGAAGUAGCAGCGAGAGAAUGCGUGAAAGCGAAUCUCGCGAGCCCCCUAGCCUUCGACAUAACAGCUCGACCUCGAUGCACUCUCCUUCAGGAACUCAUCAUACCACGACGGGCUCUAGGUCAUAUCCAGGGCUAUCGCAACCGAAUGGCGACAUACCCCCACAGAGCGAAGCGCACCCUCGGCGGCGAUACUCAGCAGGAAGGGAGAGGGAACACCCAGCGGACACGCCGCAGCAAGUUUUGCCAUCAGUCCUCGAUUUGUUGGCUGAUAGACAAGGUCAACCGAGCGCCCCAGCGGCUAACAACUCCGGACCCAUGCAUGGACUGGCGUCAGCUGACCAUGGCAGACGGUCCAUAUCCCAAGGAACACCCUCGUGGCCAGUCGACUCAAGGCCGCCGCCCCUACAUCACGAGCCGUCUUCUGCUGGCAGCAGUAUACCGACGGCAUCGUCAAGCAGCUUGAGUAGUAGAUUGAGCGCAGGCCACAUGCCAAUCCAUGCACUUUUAUCGGAUGAAGGCCAACCACAGCGAAUAGACGAGACGCCCUCGUAUACGUCCUACUAUGUUGCCAGUCCGAUUGAGCAAAAGAGGCCGUCCUUGGAAUAUCAGGGGCCCAAGGGAUAUGGCUUGCAGACCGCUUCUUCGGCUUUUCAGAAUAUGAGAUUCGAGGAAACAAGCAACGGUGAUGUGCUGAUGACUCCAGCAAACGAACCGCCGCCUCCCUCUCCUAUGAGCGUUAACGGGCUUGAUGGGGUGAACGCUCUGUUAAAAGCCGGCGAAAUUGUUGGCCAGCCGCGCCAAAUCUAG
Trichoderma citrinoviride is the source of this 1506-nucleotide messenger RNA. RefSeq lists its product as hypothetical. The transcript has 7 exons. Gene Ontology annotation, cellular component: nucleus. Gene Ontology annotation, biological process: regulation of gene expression. NCBI's taxonomy places the organism in Eukaryota, Fungi, Ascomycota, Sordariomycetes, Hypocreales, Hypocreaceae. The record is from RefSeq and is a predicted model, not a curated record. Gene Ontology annotation, molecular function: protein binding. Bases 1 to 1506 code for a protein of 501 amino acids.